Molecule: messenger RNA, 1002 nt
Organism: Closterium sp. NIES-65
Lineage: Eukaryota; Viridiplantae; Streptophyta; Zygnematophyceae; Desmidiales; Closteriaceae
Source: the annotation of a GenBank genome assembly
AUGCGCUCACUCCUACUCUCCCGUCACUGUCACUUCCCUUCCUCAUCGCGUUCUCCCCCCUUUCCCCUUGCUAGCGUGCUCGUUCCUCUCCCGUGCGCUCCCUCCACUUCCCCCGUCACUGUCCCUCCCCUUCCUUGUCACGUUCUCUCCCCUUCCCCCUCGCUAGCGUGCUCGUUCCCCUCCCAUGGGCUCCCUCCACUUCCCCCGUCACUGUCACUCCCCUACCUCGUCGCGUUCUCUCCCCUUCCCCCUCGCACUUUGCGUGCUCUUUCCCCCCCAAUGCGCUCACUCCACCUCCCCCGUCACUGUCACUCCCCUUCCUCAUCACGUUCUCUCCCCUUCCCCCUCGCUAGCACGCUCGUUCCCCUCCCGUGCGCUCCCUCCACUUCCACCACCACUGUCACUCCCCUUCCUCGUCGCGUUUUCUCCCCUUCCCCCUCGCUAGUGUGCUCGUUCCCCCCACAUGCGCUCCCUCCACUUCCCCCCCACUAUCACUCAGCUGCCUCGUCGCGCACUCUCCCAUUCCCCCUCGCUAGCUUGCUCCGUGCUCGUUCCCCUCCCGUGCGCUCCCUCCACUUCCCCCGUCUCUGUCACUCCCCGUCCUCGUCGCGUUCUCUCCCCUUCCCCCUCGUUAGCGUGCUCGUUCCCCUCCCAUGCGCCCCCUCCACUUCCCCUGUCACUGUCACUCCCCUUCCUCGUCAUGUUCUCUCCCCUUCCCCCUCGCUAGUGUGCUCGUUCCCCUCCCAUGCGCUCCCUCCACUUCUCCCGUCACUGUCACUCCCCUUCCUCGUCGUGUUCUCUCCCCUUCCCCCUCGCUACCGUGCUUGUUCCCCUCCCGUGCGCUCCCUUCACUUCCCCCGUCACUGUCACUCCCCUUCCUUGUCGCGUUCUCUCCCCUUCCCCCUCACUAGCGUGCUCGUUCCCCCCACAUGCGCUCCCUCCACUUCCCCGCCACUCUCACUCAGCUACCUCAUCGCGUACUCUCCCAUUCCUCCUCGCUAG